UCUGCUGGACAAGCGGCGUUUGUGCGGGAGGCCGGUCGCGUCCGGUCAUCGAAGAAAUCUGGAUCCGCGAUUCCAUCGCUCGCAACGAAAAAAGAAGCCUUCUUUUCUGUCGGAUUCUCCCAUUCUUCCUCCUGCUGCUCGAUUCCUUGCCAAUUCUGAAUCGAUUUUCCUGGUAAUCUUUGAGUUCGGGUCACUCGUUCAACAACUCUCCAGAUCUUCUUCCUCCUGCCUCUGUUGAUUGCGCUUUUCUUCUUCUAUCUCUCGAUUGCCUGAUGCAAUAAGGAGCCAAUGGCGCUCGGCCACACGCGCGCCGACGUCCGGUCGGGCUCCUCCUGCUUGUCCGCCACCAUCGUAGCCGUCUUCGUCGGGCUCUGCCUGGUCGGGGUCUGGAUGGCCUCCUCCACCCUCGUCUCCCCCGUCGAGUUCUCUCCGUUCCAGGCAGCCUCAUUGUGGCGCCGCCCCACCCCAACCCCCGCCGGUGCUGGAACGGAGGGGAACACGACCCCCGACGUGUCCCCCGUCGUCGACUCAGAAAAAAGCGCCGAUGAGCAGGAGGAGCCUCCUGCGGUGAGACAGGACGCCGUGGCGGAGCCGCUAGAGAGAACAAAUCAGCAGCCUGAUGAACAGGUUGUGACAGAGCCCAAUGUGGAGAAGCCGGAUGUGGAUCAGGAGCAAGAGUCCAAAAGAGACGCAGAGGUGUUCCCGGAUGCAAGCCAGGCCGAGCUCCUCAACGAGACAGCAACAGAUCCGGCACAAUGGAGCACGCAGGCCGCCAAGUCGGACAUUCCAGAUACCACCACGGUGGCGUCAACUGCAGCGGCGAGCGCCAAUUGGAAGCUCUGCGACACCGAGGCCGGAGCCGACUACAUCCCGUGCCUCGACAACGUGGAAUUCAUCAGGAAGCUGCAGCACGAUGAGCACUAUGAGCACCGGGAGCGGCAUUGCCCCGAGGAGCCGCCGACGUGCCUCGUUCCUCUGCCGAACGGCUACCGGAGCCCGAUAAGAUGGCCCAAGAGCAGAGAUCAGAUAUGGUACAGCAAUGUCCCCCAUACUCAGCUGGUGGAAUUCAAGGGCCAUCAGAACUGGGUCAAUAUCUCCGGGGAGCAUCUGGUAUUUCCGGGAGGUGGGACUCAGUUCAAGUACGGCGCGUUGCAUUACAUCGAUUUCAUUCAGGAGGCAAAGAAAGAUGUGGCAUGGGGAAAAAGGACCCGUGUAAUUCUAGACGUGGGCUGCGGAGUGGCGAGCUUUGGAGGAUAUCUGUUUGACAGAGAUGUUCUUACCAUGUCCUUUGCACCGAAAGAUGAGCAUGAGGCUCAGGUGCAGUUUGCUCUCGAGAGAGGAAUCCCUGCCAUAUCGGCGGUUAUGGGCACGAAAAGGCUCCCGUUUCCUAGCGGGGUCUUUGAUGCUGUUCAUUGUGCACGCUGUAGGGUACCAUGGCAUAUUGAAGGUGGUAAGCUCUUGCUCGAAUUGAACAGAGUGUUACGGCCUGGUGGUUACUUUGUGUGGUCUGCGACUCCUGUGUACCUGAAAAAACCCGAGGAUGUCGAGAUAUGGGAAGCCAUGUCUGCUCUGACAAGGUCGAUGUGCUGGGAAUUGGUGAAUAAAGUAAAGGAGAGGAUAAAUCGAAAGGGCAUAGCAAUUUUCCAAAAACCAAAGGACAACCGCUGCUACGACGCAAGAUCUGCUGAUGCGAACCCUCCACUGUGUGGAGAAUACGAUAAUCCUGAUGCUGUCUGGAAUGUUUCGUUGCAGUCUUGUAUCCAUAAAUUUCCCACAGGCCCCGCCAUCCGUGGUUCACGGUGGCCAGAAGAAUGGCCACUGAGGGUGGAAAAACCACCUUACUGGUUGAACAGCUCAGAGGCUGGAGUGUAUGGAAAGCCUGCUCCAGACGAUUUUCAAGCAGACUACGAGCACUGGAAGCGGGUCAUACGCAAUUCUUAUAUGGAAGGCUUUGGUAUUGAUUGGAAUGCUGUCAGAAAUGUUAUGGACAUGAAAGCUGUAUAUGGAGGGUUUGCAGCGGCUUUGCGAAACAUGAAGGUGUGGGUCAUGAACGUAGUUCCAAUUGAUUCACCCGACACACUCCCGAUCAUAUACGAGCGCGGGCUGUUUGGACUGUACCAUGACUGGUGCGAGUCGUUUAGCACCUACCCGAGAAGCUACGAUCUUGUGCACGCGAACCAUAUCUUCUCCAAGGUUAAGAAGAGGUGUGAACUGUUGGGUGUGAUCGUGGAGGUGGAUCGUAUAGCGAGGCCGGGAGGGAGGCUGAUUGUUAGGGAUGACAUGGAGACGAUAAGCGAGGUCGAGUCAAUUGUCAAAUCGCUGCACUGGGAGGUUCGGUUGUCGUACUCUCAGGACAAGGAAGGCCUUCUAUUUGUGCAGAAGACCAUGUGGCGACCAAACCCUUCUUCCAGUUGACUGAAGCUAAAAAAGCUCUCACGAUCCAUUGGCAUAUACAUAUAUAUAUAUACACAUUGAUUUUUUUGACAGAGUAUACAUUGUUCUUAUGUAGAAGAAAGUUGAUCUGUAGGGUAGCAUAUGAUGAUAUUGUUACUAGCAAUUCAUUUAUCUUGAAUUAGCAGGGGAGGCAAGACAAGGCAGUGUAUGUAGUUUAUGUAAUACAUGAUCAUUAUUUGUGUUAAUAAUAAGAUAUACUGUUUUUCCA
Messenger RNA from Lolium rigidum, 2662 nucleotides. Its product is annotated as probable methyltransferase PMT26. The transcript has 7 exons. Gene Ontology annotation, molecular function: methyltransferase activity. Gene Ontology annotation, cellular component: endosome; cytoplasm; trans-Golgi network. Bases 289 to 2415 code for a protein of 708 amino acids. The record is from RefSeq and is a predicted model, not a curated record. NCBI's taxonomy places the organism in Eukaryota, Viridiplantae, Streptophyta, Magnoliopsida, Poales, Poaceae.